Molecule: messenger RNA, 1813 nt
Organism: Oncorhynchus kisutch (coho salmon)
Lineage: Eukaryota; Metazoa; Chordata; Actinopteri; Salmoniformes; Salmonidae
Product: neuromedin-K receptor-like
Exons: 8
Coding region: 155-1381 (408 amino acids)
Biological process (GO): G protein-coupled receptor signaling pathway; positive regulation of flagellated sperm motility
Cellular component (GO): sperm midpiece; plasma membrane
Molecular function (GO): tachykinin receptor activity
Source: RefSeq, a predicted model, not a curated record
UAAGGCCACUUCAUCUCCCGGGAGACCAGACAGUUAACAGCCCUAUGAAGACAUUCCCUUACAAGCUGUUAACUGGGUGGAUCUGUUAUUCUCCAUCAGAUAAGACCGCUCACACUACUAACGAUAGCUACCAGUAACCUCUCUCUCCAUCAUUAUGAGCGAGCCUAGUAACAUCUCCAACAUCCCAGUCGGGGGCUGGAACCUCACUAACCAGUUUGUCCAGCCGGUUUGGCUGCUCGCUCUCUGGACGGUAGCCUACAGUCUCGUACUGUUUGUCUCGGUGAGCGGGAACGUCAUCGUUGUCUGGAUCAUCCUCGCUCACAAACAGAUGCGGACAGUGACAAACUACUUCCUGUUGAACCUGGCUCUCGCGGACACUUCCAUGGCGGCCUUCAACUCGUUUGUGAACUUCAUUUACGCUGCGCACGGGGACUGGUACUUCGGGCUCGUCUACUGCAAGUUCCACAACUUCCUUCCUGUGACAGCGGUGUUCGCCAGCAUCUACUCCAUGGUGGCCAUCGCCGUGGACCGGUACAUGGCCAUCAUCCACCCACUCAAGCCGCGCCUCUCGGCAACGGUAACCAGGUCUGUGAUAGGCUGUAUCUGGGGUAUGGCCGUGGUACUAGCGUUCCCGCUGUGUUACUACUCAACCACCAGAAAGAUUGGACAGAGAACACUGUGUUACGUCUACUGGCCCCGCACUGCACAGGACUCAUUCAUGUAUCAUAUUAUAGUAGCAGUGUUGGUGUAUGUGCUGCCUCUAGUGGUGAUGGCUGGUACCUACAGUCUGGUGGGUAGGACACUUUGGGGCGGAGAGAUACCUGGUGACUCUAAAGAUAACUACCAUCUACAGAUACAAGCCAAGAGGAAGGUGGUGAAGAUGAUGAUGAUUGUGGUGGUAACAUUUGCAGUCUGCUGGCUCCCCUACCACCUCUACUUCAUGAUAACAGGACUCAACAGACAACUGAACAGAGUCAAGUCUAUACAACAGGUGUAUCUAUCAGUGUUGUGGCUGGCUAUGAGCUCCACCAUGUACAACCCUGUCAUCUACUGCUGUCUCAAUAGCAGGUUCCGUGCAGGGUUUAAGCGUGCAAUGCGCUGCUGUCCGUUUGUCCGUCUGUCUGAAUACGACCAGAUGGAACUACAUAGCGCCCGUUUCCAUGCCAACAGACAGAGCAGCAUCUACACCCUGAGCCGCUUCGAGUCCUGCUCCGCCGACCCACACAACGACCGCAGCGACAGGAGGAGGAGUCAGGGUGGUCGUCAUGGUAGCAUCGCACACAAUGGGGUGAAUCGUCACGGAACCCGACAUACACUCCUGACACACGCCAGUUACCACGGCAACCCCCGAGGGUCCACCUCCGCCACGGAGCUCACCUGAGAGGUUUGGACUUGAGACGAAGCGAACACACAAACAUACACACAAUUACUGAAACACACACCCCUACUGAAACACACACACACACCCCUACUGAAACACACACACACCCUUAUUGAAACACAAACAAACACACCUGGAUUCCAUAACAUAUAGGAAUUCCCAUUUCUGUUCCAUACCAAUAAGUAACUUGUAACCAGGUCUGUUCUGUCAGUUAUAUAGUCAGUUAACCUUCUGUUCUGUCAGUUAUAUAGUCAGUUAACCUUCUGUUCUGUCAGUUAAAUAGUCAGUUAAACCUUCUGUUCUGUCAGGUAUAUAGUCAGUUAACCCUUCUGUCAGUUAUAUAGUCAGUUAAACCUUCUGUUCUGUCAGGUAUAUAGUCAGUUAACCCUUCUGUUCUGUCAGGUAUAUAGUCAGUUAAACCUUCUGUUCUGU